Molecule: messenger RNA, 1527 nt
Organism: Fusarium tjaetaba
Lineage: Eukaryota; Fungi; Ascomycota; Sordariomycetes; Hypocreales; Nectriaceae
Product: cytochrome P450 monooxygenase
Exons: 5
Coding region: 1-1527 (508 amino acids)
Molecular function (GO): iron ion binding; monooxygenase activity; heme binding
Source: RefSeq, a predicted model, not a curated record
AUGGCUCCGUCUUAUCUAUCAGAUUUCUCAACUCCCAGUAUCAUCGGCAUAGCGGCCUUCUGCUUACUAUCGUCCUGGUGGCUCAGCACAACCUUUUUAGCAUGGUAUCGCCUCCGCCACGUUCCAGGCCCCUGGUUCGCAGGACUCAGCUACAUAUGGAUCGGCCGGACUGCCUACAGUGGUAAACAACAUCAUGUAUUCGUCGCUCUCGACGAGAAAUACGGCUCACUUGUCAGGAUUGGCCCAGAAGUGCUGCUCACUUCAGAUGUUGAGCUCGUCAAGCGCAUGUCGGCGACUAAGAGUUCGUAUGGCAAAUCGUCUUGGGUCGAUGGUGUGCGUUUCAAUCCGUAUCAUGAGACUAUGUUUGCAGUGAGAGAUCCACGGCAGCAUGAUCGUGCAAAGGCGAGGCUUGCGCCUGCGUAUAGUGGUCGUGACACGCCUAAUCUCGAAGGAGCAGUCGAUCAGCAGGUCGAUAAUCUCAUAUCCUUGAUUCGCCGCCGUUAUCUCUCAGAGCCCGCGUCUGGUGUCUUUCGUACCUUGCCACUCCUCAACGUCUUGUCGUACUUUACGCUGGACGUCAUUUCCAAGGUCGCGCUUGGUACGGAAUUUGGUUGCUGCGCUUCUGACUCGGAUCCGUAUAGGUUCUAUGAGGGGCUGGAUGAGCAUAUGCCCUUGAUGGCGCUAACGAGCGAUGUACCGUGGAUCAGAGCCAUAAUGUACUCCACCACAUUCCUCAAGUACUUUGGACCACGCGAGACUGAUGAUCACGGAAUUGGCCCACUGAUGAAGGUUACAAAUGACAAUGUCCGACAGCGCUACAGUGAAGACCAGACAGAGAAGACGGAUAUGCUUAGCUCCUUCAAAGUCCACGGCCUAUCAGAAGGUAACGCCCAGUCCGAGACGCUCUUCAUGUUUGUCGCAGGGUCCGACACCACAGCUGCAGCAAUCCGGAUGACUCUAUUCUACCUCAUGUCGUCUCCCCGCGUUUAUUGGAAGCUCAAGGAAGAGAUUUGGGGUGCUAUACGUGAUGGAAGAGCUUCAAGUCCAAUUACUGCUGCUCAAGCACGCGAAUUGCCUUAUCUUCAAGCAGUGAUUUAUGAAGGACUUCGCAUGCGACCAGUGACAACAGGGCAGCAAGCAAAAGAGGUACCAGCUGGAGGAGACACCAUCAACGGAUACUUCAUCCCUGGCGGCACAUCGAUCGCCAUCAAUUUCUCCGCUAUCUUAGGAUCAAAAGCUCUGUUUGGCCCUGACGCCGACGUCUUCCGACCAGAGCGUUUUAUCGGUCUUUCAGCCUCCGAUCUGGCUGAGAUGCGCCGCAACGUUGAAAUGAACUUUGGUCACGGCCGGUGGAUGUGUGCCGGAAAACCGUUGGCGUUUAUGGAGUUGCAAAAAGUGUACUUUGAGGUUUGCUCCCCCACAGAGUUCAUCCCAGAACCUCUGAGUCCGAUACGAUCCGAGAGUUACGCCUUGUUUCGCGAUUUUGGGCUCAAGGUGCGUGCUACGGUGGCAGAAGACAUGGAAUAA